Haemonchus placei is the source of this 1146-nucleotide messenger RNA. The record is from the annotation of a GenBank genome assembly. Lineage: Eukaryota; Metazoa; Nematoda; Chromadorea; Rhabditida; Trichostrongylidae.
AUGUUGGCUCGGCAGCCAGCAGAAUUACCGCUGUCGCCGAUGGAGGGACCAAGUUUUGGAUGUGCAACAGCAGUAAAUGGACUGCUAGUAUCAUCGACAACACCCACAACACAAGCCAUCACGUCAUCUUCAUUAACUCCUGAAGCCAGGGACGAUAGCGGUGUAUCAACGAUGGAAUCGGUUUGCAGUAAAGAAUUUGACCCGAACAUGGCAACGGCCAGAACAUCUGUGCAGACAUUAUCGGAUAUUUUACUUUCUGAACAUAAUAAUAACUAUGCGGGUAGUGUGGACGUGGUGAAGCUGUUGCGGCUACGUUCCGUUGAUGAUGAGCAGAGUCAACAGUCGAAUUCGUCAAGCCUCGAAUCACUUUCUUCCCUGGAAAAUCACCAAGGCAGUCAAGAUCUGGACGGCGAUGGUGGCUCCGGCUCUACUUCAUGCUCAGAAGACUCGUUUGAGAUGUCAAGUACAUGUAGUGUUCGUGAUACGGAUGUAUCGCCUGAGGAGUUAUCUCCUCGAAAAGAAUGGAUGGAUGGGGGGAAAAACCUCGUGGAAAUGAGAAUGAUGACUCGAUUUCAGAAGCAAGUCAUGCCCAACAACAAACGGCCACCACCUCAAGUAAGGCGACGAUUGGCCCUUCAAGCGGAUUCAUGGAAAGGAGCCAGUCCUGCUGUCAGUACUCGACCUCAUCGGUCCAAUCUGGCACUUCGACUACAGACAGCUAUGAAUUUACAGGUCUGCUAUAUGAACGAGUUAGCAGAAAGUGCUUCUGAAAGCGAAGUAUCCGAAUCCGAUGAGGAAUUCAUGUUGCCAAAGUCGCGAUCCGUACCAAAUUUGGAAGAAACAAGCCGUCCGGGUUCAUCGAAAGAGGAUCCAUAUUUGCGGAAACUUCGCGAUCGGGCCAUUCACGAGCAGCAUCUGGAUCCAUUUGAGCGUCAGACGUUACUUCACGCUGAAACAACAACCGUACUACUCAACGCGAAGAAAGCUGCACAAACGGCAUUAGCCCGGUAUAGAAGUACGAAGUCGAAAGCGAGUGGUGUACCUCGUCAGGCACGGCAGUAUCUCAGGAAAAUGUCAAUGGAUGAAGUGCUACGAAUCAAAGAAACCAUGGAGCAAGCCAUAUACCGUAAGCAACUCUUUAAUUAA